Dichotomopilus funicola is the source of this 510-nucleotide messenger RNA. RefSeq lists its product as uncharacterized. NCBI's taxonomy places the organism in Eukaryota, Fungi, Ascomycota, Sordariomycetes, Sordariales, Chaetomiaceae. The transcript has 2 exons. The record is from RefSeq and is a predicted model, not a curated record. The annotation marks the transcript as partial.
GACGAAGAGCGCGGCGGCCGCCGCAGACGACCGCUUGUUACUGACGUGCUCCUUGCCAUUAAGCCAGAGCAUCUCACGAACAUAGCCCGCCAAAAAAAGAACCAUGAAUACCGGAAGUAUCGGUUGCGUGACGGUGUGGAACGCUUGUGGCUGUACGAAACUGGAGGGGGCAACGGCCGGUCAGCGAUCACGUAUGCUGAUAACAAGUCAUCAUUAAACAGGCACAUUGCUGUAAUCCCAGCCGACGUCCGUCGCACACCCGGCGAGGUACCAGCGGAGCCUUUCGGCAUCGGCAACGACGAUUUCAAUUCCGGGCGAAAACAGUCCAAGUACGGCUACCCAAUCCUUGAGUUGUACGAAUUGGUCAAACCAGUCAGGUUGGCCGAGAUGAAGAUGCUGUGGGGAAUGGGCGGCGCGCCGAUGGGCUGGCGCUACCUUGGGAAGGGCUUAUGGAAUGAUCGAUGGGACGUUGAGGAUGCGCGGGAUGACACGUUGAAGAAGAUCUUUUAA